Molecule: messenger RNA, 903 nt
Organism: Pneumocystis carinii B80
Lineage: Eukaryota; Fungi; Ascomycota; Pneumocystomycetes; Pneumocystales; Pneumocystaceae
Exons: 3
Coding region: 1-903 (300 amino acids)
Molecular function (GO): protein binding
Source: RefSeq, a predicted model, not a curated record
AUGAAAGCAAAGUCAAAAUAUACUGGAUAUUCUCCAUAUCCUAUUGAUGUAAUUCUUUUUUCAGAUAUUUACUUAAAUUUAUUUGUUGCUGGGUCAUAUUUUUUAGAAACAGAUAGGAGAAAAGGAUAUUUAUUACUUUAUGAGGUUAAUUAUACUCUAAAUACAAUGGUCUCAGAUAGUCAAGAAAAACUUCUUAUUGCUAAUUCUGCAGGGGGUUUAUGUAUUUAUGAAUUAUUGGGUCCAUGUAAUCCUAAUUUGAAAUGUAUAUGGUCUAAGAAGAUUUUUGAUGCAAAUACAUUAAUUUUAUCUGUUUCAAUAUCAAAUAUUAGAAAAUCAGCUAUAGUUUCUACAUCUAUGGGAGAUCUAUGUAUUUUUGAUUUAAAUUCACUUGAAGUAAUACAUAAAUGGAAAGCACAUGAAUUAGAAUGUUGGACAGCAUGUUAUAAUAUUGAUUCAUCUUUUAUAUUUUCAGGUUCAGAUGAUUGUACAUUUAAAAUUUGGGAUAUUCGUUCUGCUGUACAACCUAUAUUUACAAAUACAAAAAGUCAUGAAGCAGGAGUAAUAUCUUUUAUUUCUUUUGAUGAAAGGUUAAUUACAGGAUCAUUUGAUGAUCAUAUAAGGUUAUUUGAUUUUCGUGAUUUUAGUAAAGAACUUUGGAAAGAAAAUAUGAGUAGUCCAUGGAGACUUAUUCAGCAUCCUGAAAAUCAAUUUAGAAUUCUUGGUUGUUUAAUGUAUGAGGGAGCAAAAGUAUUUGAUUUAAAUAUCUCGGAAAAUAAUGAAUAUAAAGUAAGAGUAUAUAAAGAAUUCGUAGAGCAUGAAAGUAUAGUUUAUGCAGGAGAUUGGUAUAAUGAACAAGAAGUUAUAACAUGUAGUUUUUAUGAUAAAAAAAUAUGUUUAUGGUGA